AUGUCACAACGAACGAGCGUCAAGGCCAACGGCAGUACCGACAAGGCCAUGACGAAGGAUAAACCUGCCGAAUCACCGCAGGAUAAGCAGGUCAGGCUGCUUGCUGAAGAUGCGGGCCACUUUUCGAUGAUCAGGGCGCUGCAUCUCGCCGAUCUGAUCACGGAACUCAAUGGUUUCUGUGGCAUCAUGUCAGUCUUUUCGUCUCUACGCUACUGCCUCGGCGACCCGCAGGACUUUUCGAACAUAUGGCUUGCCCUCGUAUUCACGCCGUUCGGGUUAUUCUUCGAUUUCAUGGACGGAAAGGUCGCAAGAUGGAGGAAGAAAGCUAGCUUGAUGGGCCAGGAACUGGAUUCGCUUGCGGACCUGAUAUCAUUUGGAGUCGCCCCUGCCUGCGCCGCUUUUGCCCUUGGUCUCCGCACGCCUCUCGAUCAUGUGCUCCUCUCCUUCUUCGUCCUAUGUGGGCUCACACGCCUUGCGCGCUUCAAUGUCACCGUUUCGGCGCUGCCCAAAGAUGCUACAGGAAAAAGCAAGUACUUUGAGGGCACUCCGAUUCCUACGUCAAUACUGGUCGAGGAUGCUAUGAUGGCCGUAUGGGUGUACAAGGGCUGGGUCUUGGACAACAUUCCUUUCGGAACGUGGUAUGCAGGCACGGCGUUUGAGUUUCACCCCAUUGCAUUCGUAUUCGUUCUGCACGGGUGUUUGAUGGUUAGUAAAACUCUGCACGUGCCGAAGCCAUAA
Messenger RNA from Verruconis gallopava, 738 nucleotides. RefSeq names its product CDP-diacylglycerol-serine O-phosphatidyltransferase. Gene Ontology annotation, cellular component: membrane. NCBI's taxonomy places the organism in Eukaryota, Fungi, Ascomycota, Dothideomycetes, Venturiales, Sympoventuriaceae. Gene Ontology annotation, molecular function: phosphotransferase activity, for other substituted phosphate groups. The coding region runs from base 1 to 738 and encodes 245 amino acids. The transcript is spliced from 4 exons. The record is from RefSeq and is a predicted model, not a curated record. Gene Ontology annotation, biological process: phospholipid biosynthetic process.